This is a messenger RNA of Panonychus citri (citrus red mite), 4024 nucleotides long. RefSeq names its product cleavage and polyadenylation specificity factor 73-like (gene Cpsf73). Gene Ontology annotation, biological process: mRNA 3'-end processing by stem-loop binding and cleavage. Gene Ontology annotation, cellular component: mRNA cleavage and polyadenylation specificity factor complex. The record is from RefSeq and is a predicted model, not a curated record. Lineage: Eukaryota; Metazoa; Arthropoda; Arachnida; Trombidiformes; Tetranychidae. Gene Ontology annotation, molecular function: 5'-3' exonuclease activity; RNA endonuclease activity; RNA binding.
CUGAUUGAAUUUUUCUUUCUUCACUUUGUUGUUGUUAUUUUCUUUCUCUCUUUCAAUUUGAUUAUUUUUCCAAUCUAUUGAUUAAUUGUUUGGUUUUCUAUUUUUUAAUUACAUUCACCAUGAGAAGAAUUAAACCAAAAGUAUCCGAAGAUGCCAACGCGGUUGUUAUCCCGCCGCCCGAAGGUGAAAGUGACAUGUUGAAAAUAACACCUUUGGGUGCCGGUCAAGAGGUUGGUAGAAGUUGCGUUUUAAUUGAAUUUAAGGAUAAGCGGAUUUUACUUGAUUGCGGAAUUCACCCUGGUCUGAACGGGAUCAACGCUUUGCCCUUUGUUGAUUGUGUCGAAGCCGAUCAAAUUGACCUUCUUCUUAUUUCUCACUUUCAUCUUGACCAUUGUGGAGCAUUACCUUGGUUUCUUACCAAAAGGGCUUUCAAAGGAAAAUGUUACAUGACUCAUGCAACUAAAGCAAUUUAUCGUUGGUUGUUGGCUGAUUGUAUUAAAGUUUCAAAUAUUUCAAGUGAAUCAAUGUUAUACAAUGAGGCUGAUUUAGAGGCAUCUAUGGAUCGUAUUGAUUUGAUUAAUUUCCAUGAGGAGAAAGAGGUAAAUGGAAUUCGUUUCUGGUGCUAUAAUGCAGGUCAUGUUCUUGGUGCUGCCAUGUUUAUGAUUGAAAUUGCUGGAGUUAAGGUUUUAUAUACUGGUGACUUUUCCCGUCAAGAGGAUAGACAUUUAAUGUCCGCUGAGAUUCCUGCAGUUCGUCCGGAUGUACUUAUAAUUGAAUCAACUUAUGGAACUCAUAUACAUGAGAAACGAGAGGAAAGAGAAACAAGAUUCACCAGUGUUGUUUACGAUACUGUUACUCGAGGUGGUCGAUGUUUGAUUCCCGUUUUUGCUCUUGGACGAGCUCAAGAGUUAUUACUUAUUCUUGAUGAGUAUUGGGGACAACAUCCUGAGCUUCAUGAUAUUCCCAUUUAUUAUGCUUCCUCGUUGGCCAAAAAAUGUAUGGCCGUUUAUCAGACUUACAUUCAUGCGAUGAAUGAAAAAAUCCGCCGCCAAAUUGCCAUUAAUAAUCCAUUUGUAUUUAAACAUAUUUCAAAUUUAAAGUCAAUUGACCACUUUGAAGAUGUCGGUCCUUGUGUGGUUAUGGCCACUCCUGGUAUGAUGCAAAGUGGCCUUUCCCGGGAACUCUUUGAAUCAUGGUGUUCAGAUGCUCGCAAUACUUGUAUCAUUGCGGGUUAUUGUGUUGAAGGAACUUUGGCCAAACAAAUACUCGCCGAACCUCAAGAAAUAACAACACUUGGCGGCCAAAAGAUUCCAAGAAACUGUCAAAUUGAAUAUAUCUCAUUUUCGGCUCACACUGAUUACAAUCAAACAAGUGAAUUUAUCCGAUCUUUGAGACCUCCUCACAUUGUCUUGGUCCAUGGAGAAGCAACCGAAAUGGGUCGAUUAAAAGCAGCACUUCAACGUGAAUACGAAGAUGAACCAACACCGCCGAUAGUUUAUAAUCCGAGUAACACAGUUUCGGUUAAACUUUAUUUCCGUGGUGAGAAAACAGCCAAAGUUAUGGGUUCUAUUGCAAUGGAACCACCAUAUCCAGGGAAAAGACUCUCUGGUAUAUUGGUUAAGCGUAACUUUAAUUAUCAUCUUCUUGACCCAACCGAUCUUAACAAAUACACUGAUCUCAACAAAAGUACAGUUAAUCAGCGAUUAAGUUUACACUUUAAAGGUACUUUUCAAGAUUUAACAACAAUCCUCAGUCAAUUUGAAUGGGAAAUUGUUGAAGGUAAAAAUAAUACCAAAGCGAUUAAAUUAUUCCGUCGUAUUGACAUAUCACUUAAUCCAAAGACAAAUGUCCUCACGUUGGAUUGGGUUGCAAGUCCAGUUUAUGACAUGUACAGUGACGCAGUGGUUGCACUUAUAUUGAAACAAUCGUCAAUCAAAUCGGAAAGUGAUGGUGAAAGUGCCGAGAAACGACCUCGACUUGCUGAAGAUUAUUUACUCGACGCUAUUAAGGAAAUGUUUUCAAUUGAUAAUCGUCCAGAGGUAAACAAUAAUAACGCUGAUGGUUCAACGAUCGAUCAAAAAAUAUACUCAUUUAUGGUUGAUGGUUCACGAGUUCGAGUUUCAUUAACCAAACAGGAGAUACUUUUAUGUGAAAGUGAUACAAUUAGAUCGAUGUUGAUCAAAUUGUUCACCUGUCCAGCUUCAUCGACAAUAACACAAUAGAGAGGAGAAAUUUUCUUUCUUGGAAGUACAAAAUUGAACGGCAACAAAAUGGGACAAGAAAAAGAGGCAGUAACACUUAUUGGGACCAUCAAAUGGAAUCGACAAUUAUCAUUGAUUCGUGUCUGGACUUAGCGAGUUGAAUAUUGGUCUUUUUUUAUUUAUUUUCAUAUCUAAAUCAUAUUUCUAAUUGUGAUUGGGAUGUUACGUUUAUCCAUAAUAUGGAUAACUUUCUGUGAGAGAGGAAACAUACACAAAGAUUUUAUUGAAAAAACUGUGAUUAUUGAAGUGAUUGGUAAUCUUACCGUAAUUGUCGAGAGUAUAUUGUGAAUUGUAUCGGGAAUCGUCAUCGUAGCCUCCCAUGUUUCUCAAUAAAAUUUGAGCUCUUCGUUGUUCAAUUGGACUCAAUGGUGGAGCAUAAGGAUAACGAUACUGACCCAUUGGCGAUUGUGAAAUGUAAGGUGAUUGUUUAGUUGGAUAAUAAGGAUAUUGUUGCUGUUGGAUGACUAUUGAAAGAUGACAAAUGAUAAUCAAUUUCAAGGAAAAUGAUGGAAAGAUAAUAAAACGAGAUUCGAAUCAUAGUUUGACAAAUUCGUACUCACAUCGAUCUGAUUUGUAACCGCCUUUUUGUCCGAUAACUGAACCAAUGGUGAAGAUGAAAAUGGAUACAACCUGAAGGAAAAACAGAAGAAAAAUAUUACAUUAAUUUACUGUUAUGAUGUAAAGUCGAUAACAAACAGAAUUGAAGACAUACCAAGACAGUCUUGAACAUCAUGAUUAGUUGAUUAAACUUGGUCAAUUUAACGAGGAAUCGCUUUAAGAUUGUGGAUAAACUGUUACUAUCGAAGUUACUUUUCGAAUUGAUAAUUUUCGUAACUAACCGAUGUCCUUUUAUAUGAAAGUGAAAGUAUUUAACCAAAUGCAUUUUCGAACUCGUCAAUCCAGUCAUGAUAAUCGUCGGUGUCUUCGUCUUAUCGAUAAUCAUCCUAUUGUUUAAACUUUUUCUCUCUCUCUCUUCAUGAUCUCAAAUUUAUCGUUGUCCAGUUUUAACAAUUUCUGAUGGACAAUCAACAGUCGUUAAUGAUAUCCCUGUUAAAAGCGAUCCCAUCAACACCAAGAUUCAGGAUAAACAAGAAGAAAGGAAAUCAAAUGUUAUUCAAUAUUCAUGCUGAGUUUUCAUCUUCCUCUCAUCAGUUGGCUUUUCAUAGUAAUCAAAGUGAUAUAUUAAAAUAUGAUUACAAUACUACCUUGAGCAUCUUAUCGGGUGUUUGUUUCGUCAAGGUCAUCAAACUGAUUGAAUUACAUGUACUGUAACCAAUCAUUUUCACAAAUUUCCCACCGAGCAACUGAAUUCAGUCCAAUUUUUUUCUUCUGGCCGCUCUGUCGUUUUCAUCAACAUUAGAUAGGAUUAAGGUCACUCUACGUAAAUCAUUUUGUUAACUGUUUCAAGACAAUCAACAGGCAUCGAAAAUCCAACCAACUAAUAAUCAUGCUGUUCACAAUCACCAUCCGAUCAUCACCUUAAUCAUCACGUUGCAAUUGAUGAUUAAGUUACAACCAAUUGUUACAAUCACAAUCUAUUCAAUUGUUAAAUCUCAAGACAUGAUGAUUUCCCACCUCAUCCUCAUCCUCCUCCUCUGUUCCCACUCCUAAAGGUUUACAACCUAACAGAAAACAAUCAAGGUUCAAUUGAGAAAAAAGAAUGACAAUUAAUUAAAUCAAUUCUUUUUUUUUUAUUUUCUAUUGUUAAAAACAAUCAAAUUUGCACACAAUUAUUAAAAAUCUUCCGCUAAUUUAAAACCAAC